Molecule: messenger RNA, 1271 nt
Organism: Vitrella brassicaformis
Lineage: Eukaryota; Vitrellaceae
Source: the annotation of a GenBank genome assembly
UCCUCUUCUUCUUCUUCCUCCCAGCACUCAAAAUCGCCAGACACAGCGCUUGGUUUGAUCACUCCAGCGUACACGCUGAUGUCACCCUGUUUGCCGCCGCCCUCCACCUUCUCAGCCGAGCUACAAUAGACAACCCUCCCUCACUCUCCCCCAUAUCUGUACAAUCUGUCAAGCCAAUCUAUCAACAUCAUGGGCUACAGCCAACAACCCUCACUCACUCCCUCUUCCUCUUCUUCUUCUUCCUCCCAGCACUCAAAUUCGCCAGACACAGCGCUUGGUUUGAUCACUCCAGCGUACACGCUGAUGUCACCCUGUUUGCCGCCGCCCUCCACCUUCUCAGCCGAGCUACAAUAGACAACCCUCCCUCACUCUCCCCCAUAUCUGUACAAUCUGUCAAGCCAAUGUAUCAACAUGAUGAGCUACAAUAGACAACCCUCCAUCACUCUCCCCUCCUCCUCCUCUUCUUCCUUGGGCGCUCCUCUACGGGCAUCUCAACGCCCCCCCUGUCAAAUCGAUAGUGCAGCCUCUCCAUGGCCCGCCGGUGUGCGAUGGCCAUCUGCUUGGCCUCCUCGUCGCCGCCCUCCUUCCACUUGGCCCGCCAACUGUUGGUGCUCUUGUCGUAGGUGACGCCCCUGACGCCGCACUGGUGCUCAGCCGGCUUCUGCACAGCCGCUCGCCCGGUGGCCACCAUCUCGAGACGGUGCUCCUCAGCCAACGCCUGACAUACAUACAUACAUACAGGUGCAACAUGAGGCUGACAUAACAGCAUGAAGUUCAGCCGAUUAAGUGGUUACCUUGGCCUUGUCGCCGUGCUCCUUGACGUAGAAGGUCUUGUGCUUAUGCCUGCCGUCAGCCUUCUCCCACCAGGAAGCCACCCAGGCCUGGGUAUUCUCGUUCCAGGAAACACCCGGCACACCAGACUGGUGUGCUGCAGCAAACACACACACACACGAGAACACAGGUGUCGCCGGUCCACAGGUGUACAGAAAUUCGUGUGGGCAGCCCGUUAGAAUGAUAUCCACAUUGGACAGACUCCCGACGUGAAUCGUUCCAGCGCGACGCGCAUUGGAGGAGACUCAGUCAAGAGGAGUCUCAGGCAUUGGCACAGGGCUGCCAACGGCGCGCCACACAGUGCGCCACAUCAGCUACUGCACCUGGUCCAGUCGAGGACAGAAUUCACCACUUUCCACGAGUUCGUGGAUCACUUGCGCGUCCCCACUUCCCUCCAGAUGUCGCGGAACGACAUGCACCAAGAACAUGGCUCGAUGGAG